CGGAGCUGGUGGGAGGACGGACAGCACCCAGGACAUCAGGACAGAGAGGGAUUUGUCAUGGACAACACUCUGGAAACCAGCCAGCAAAAGGAGAAGCUUCUGAAAACCAUCUAUACCCUGCAGCUAAAGUCAAACACAACACUGCAGGCAGCCAGCCCACUGCUGAGCAACCAGAUUGGCAUGGGCAUGGUGACACAGCACCACAUCCACCAGCUGGUGGAUAAGGCCAAAAGCCUAUGUGGAGAUCUGGACAACAUUAAGAACCUCCUCCACUAUUGCCAGGAUAACCUGGUUCGGAAGAUCCCCAACCCAACUGGCAGUCGCUAUGGGGGAGUAUGUGGAAUCCACUGCUCCUUGGAUGGCUCCAUCUACGUGACAGCUGAGAGUGCUCCCUGGGUCCAUGUCCUCAGCAGCACAGGCCAAACACUUCAGUCCCUGCCUUGCCAACAAAUGGGGAAGGAAAGUGGCACUUUCUUGCCAGAAGAUGUGACUGUGACUCGCACAGGAAGGGUGGCUGUGGCUGACAUGAUGAAUGGAGCCAUCUGGGUCUUCAACCCUCACACCAGCCGCUCCAAGGGGGAAUGGAUAAAGAUCAGAAAGGUUGGCUCCCCCAGGGGUAUUGCAGUAGACUCCAUGAGCAGGAUCUUGGUAGCAGACUAUGCACAAGGCCAAGUCCACAGCUUUGCUCUGGACCAUGCCUUCAAGACACUCAACGUCCACUUGGUGUCCAAUCUGCAAGGACCUCGCUACAUCAGUCCAGCACCCAGUGGAGGAUUUGUGGUCAGUGAGGAGUGUGGAGAUGUCAAGGUCUUCACCAGCAGCUGCAAGCUCCUCUUCUCCCUCAGCAGCAAAUACGGACACCGGUUUGGUAACCCAGCCGGGGUUUGCAUUGAUGUGGCUGGCAGCAUCCUAGUGGCAGAUGAGCAGCUCCGGACAGUCCACUUGUUCCCAGAACACGGAGCUCCUGUCUGCCUGGUGUCCACAAGGCUGCGGAGGCCAGCUGGUGUUGCUUGCUCUUCCUCUGGUCACCUCCUCGUGGCAGACGCAGGGGAGAACUGUGUCAAAGUCUUUAAGUACUGCGUGAGGCCCCUGUACAGGCCCACCAACCCUGGGGCAGCAUGUGGUGACCCCAUCCUAACACUCAGGUGCUGAGCUUUAGAUCUGCUGUUGGGCAGUGAGUGAGCGGGUCCACUGCUCCCACAGCUGGGCAUUAUCCCCGUUCUUACAGAAUCAUAGAAUGGUUUGGGUUGGAAGGGACCUUCAAAGCUCAUCUAAUCCAACCCCCUGCAAUAAGUAAGGACAUCUCAACCAGACCUGGUUGCCCAGAGUCACAUCCAGCCUGGCCUUCAAUGUCUCCAGGGAUAGUGCAUCUACUUGACUGCCUUAUCGCCCUCCAGCUUCUCCAGAUGGCAGAAGCAAGGACUAGACCGGCUGAGUUUC
Molecule: messenger RNA, 1440 nt
Organism: Pezoporus occidentalis (night parrot)
Lineage: Eukaryota; Metazoa; Chordata; Aves; Psittaciformes; Psittacidae
Gene: NHLRC4
Product: NHL repeat containing 4
Exons: 2
Coding region: 58-1152 (364 amino acids)
Biological process (GO): protein polyubiquitination; proteasome-mediated ubiquitin-dependent protein catabolic process; negative regulation of translation
Molecular function (GO): protein binding; ubiquitin protein ligase activity; translation repressor activity
Source: RefSeq, a predicted model, not a curated record